Morone saxatilis (striped sea-bass) is the source of this 3032-nucleotide messenger RNA. It is a transcript of the gene marveld2a, whose product is annotated as MARVEL domain containing 2a. The coding region runs from base 113 to 1852 and encodes 579 amino acids. Lineage: Eukaryota; Metazoa; Chordata; Actinopteri; Moronidae. The record is from RefSeq and is a predicted model, not a curated record. The transcript is spliced from 8 exons. Gene Ontology annotation, biological process: bicellular tight junction assembly. Gene Ontology annotation, cellular component: bicellular tight junction; apical plasma membrane; cytoplasmic vesicle.
CCAGGUUGAUUCCUCGGCACUCUGUGUUCAUACCAGGUUUGCAUUCUGACCUGCAAGCCAAUGUAAGUCGUGUUGAGUGACUGCGUGUGAAAGAGGGAUCAUCACCAUCCUCAUGUCCUAUGGAGGAGGCUUUUAUGGACGCACUGAGCGCGUCCGCCAGGCGCCGCACUAUGACCAGGUGCCACAGGGCUCUUUACCCCGAGCGGACUCCCACGACCUGCAGCCGCUGAGGGAGCAGAGAUCGGCUCACCUCGCUCAGAGCGCCGACCCCCUCCCUCCUCCGCCUCUGCCGGACCAGCCUCCCGUGGGCCCCGAGUUUGAUCCCAGCGGCAGCGAGGACAACGCAGACCCCGACCCGGCUGCCGACCCGGCUGCCGACCCGGCCCUCGACAUUAAACCGGUCCACCGCUUCAUCCCGGACUCCUGGAAGAACUUCUUCAGAGGAAGCAACCGCAGCAGUAACAAGCCCUGGUCCAUGUCUGCCUCCUCCUCUAACAACAACAACAGCACCAGUGAGGGGGUGCGCUGCUCUCCUCCACAGUCCCCCUCUGUCCCGGGAUCGUACCGGGAUCCUUAUGGCGGCUCGGGCAGCAGCUACAACUCCCGCAAGGAGCUUCUGGAACUACCGGACGGCCACGAGUCCGUGUCAGGGCGCACCUACCAAACCGGUCUGACCUACAGCGAGCGAGUGGAGGAGUACCACCUGCGCUACGGCUACAUGAAGUCCUGGGCCGGACUGCUGAGGAUUCUGGGCUGCGUGGAGCUCCUGCUGGGAGCUGCCGUGUUUGCCUGCGUCUGUGCGUACAUCCACAAAGACAACGAGUGGUUCAACAUGUUCGGAUACUCGUCUCCCGGAGGAGCAUACGGAGGCGGUUUAUACGGCGGCACCACAGGCGGGUCCUACUACACAGGACCCAAGACCCCGUUUGUGUUGGUGGUGGCAGGGCUGGCCUGGUUGGUGACUGUGAUCAUGUUGGUGCUGGGGAUGACCAUGUACUACCGCACCAUCCUGCUGGACUCCUCCUGGUGGCCUCUGACGGAGUUCACCAUAAACCUGGCUCUGGCAGUGCUGUACAUGGCAGCAGGCAUCGUUUAUGUCCGAGACACGACCCGCGGAGGGCUCUGCUCCUACCCGGUCUUCAACAACGGCAUCAAUGGGGCGUUCUGCAGGACAGAGGCGGGCCAGACUGCCGCCAUUAUCUUUCUCUUUGUCACUUUGGUCGUAUAUCUGAUUGGAGCCAUGGUGUGUCUCAAGCUGUGGAGACAUGAAGCUGCACGCAGAUACCGGGAGAAGUACGGCCAGGAGAUGCUUCCAUCUGACAUCCGAACCACACAAUCUUUGAUGGUUCCAGUAGUUCCAGGUCCUGCAGCCAAAGUUCCUGAACAGGUCCAAGGCUCCUCGGUCGUUCCCAUCCAGGCUGCUCUAAAAGCAGUCCCACCAAAGGUUUUACAGGGAGCUAUACCAUCAGGGCACAUUCCAAAACCUGUUAUUAUGCCUGACUACAUUGCGAAGUACCCAAUGAUCCGGACGGAUGAGGAGCGGGACCAGUACCGAGCCGUGUUCAACGACCAGUACUCGGAGUACAAAGAGAUCCACGCAGACGUUCAGGCGACCCUCAAGAAGUUUGACGACAUGGAUGUCAUGAUGCGCAGUCUGCCCCAGCACCCCACCAGCCAGAUGGAGGUCGAUCGCAUUAACAAAAUCCUUCAGGAAUACCAGAGGAAGAAAAAGGACCCUACGUUCCUGGAGAAGAAGGAGCGCUGCGAGUACCUGAAGAGCAAACUGUCGCACAUCAAACAGAAGAUCCAGGAAUAUGAUAAAGUCAUGGAGUGGAACGACGGAUACAGCUAAACCUCUCCACCCUGGAAACACCACAAAUACAGAACUAUUACUGACAGCUAAGCAGGACUUGUGGUGAAAAUGACAUUUAAACCCAGCGAGGACCACAGGAGCAUGACUGGGACUUCCAGCCUGCUGUGUCUUUUAAAUCUGCGCAGCGGUUGGUGGUUAGAAAUAGGUCUACGAGCAGUUUUGUAUGUCUGCGUUUUUAAAGCCCACAAAGGGUAAAAUGUUUUUAUGCUUCAAGGAAUAGUUAGGGAGAACUCUUGUUCGCUUUCUGGUGAAGAGCUGGGUGAGGAAAUCAGUACCAGUCUCAUCUCUGUAGGAUCACUGUAAAGCUACAUCCACUUAGCUCAGCACAAACACUGGAAGCAGAGGGAAACUGCUAGCCUGGCUCUGUCCAACAACAACAAAGUCAGCCCACAAGCACCUCUAAAGUUCACUAAUCUACACGUUAUAACUUGUCCUAGUGUAAAAAUAGAAAUUACACACAGCUGGUGCAACAGACAUGAAAGCAGCAAUGCGACAGUGUAGAAAUACUCUGUUGAUGGUAAAAGUCCUGCAUUUAAACUUUUACUUCACGCUCCAGAGUGAAACAUUGAGGAGGAUCUAUUGGCAGAAAUGUAAUAUAAUAAUCAUAUGUAUGUUUUCAUUAGUGUAUAAUCACCUGAACAUAUAAGAAUGUGGCUCUAUAUCGGGGCUUUUACAUUUUUCACGGGUUUCGUGGCCACCGUGGUUUCUCCUACACGCUUAAAAGGGUGAGGUGAGGGUGUUGUGUCCUACUCACCGGUCCUUCAGAACACGCUCAGACAACCAAAAGUUAAAAUACUCCUCAUGCAGAAUGGCCGAUUUCAGAAUAAUGUAUUAUUUAAGGUUUUAUUAAGAAAUGAAGGUUUGCAGUUCAUUCAUGCUGCACACAUCAGAAAAGAUAAUUGCAGGUCAUCUUUUAAAUGUCUCGAAGGUCUCUGAAGAUUUGGGCACAACAGUCUGAUUUCCUGUUGUUUGGGACAUUAACCAGGAGCAGCUUUAAGUCCCAGAUGAGCCACAAUAAUACAAUAUAUAGCUGUUUCUUAUGUGUCUUUACUGUCUCCUGGCUGUAGCUACAUACCUAAAAGAAUAAGAAAAACAAUGUUCUGAUAUUACUCUUCACCAGAUAGCGAUUAAGUUAAUUUCCCAGAAUAUCAAACUAUUC